Messenger RNA from Podarcis raffonei (Aeolian wall lizard), 1376 nucleotides. It is a transcript of the gene PENK, whose product is annotated as proenkephalin. Lineage: Eukaryota; Metazoa; Chordata; Lepidosauria; Squamata; Lacertidae. Gene Ontology annotation, biological process: neuropeptide signaling pathway; sensory perception; chemical synaptic transmission. The coding region runs from base 284 to 1084 and encodes 266 amino acids. Gene Ontology annotation, molecular function: opioid receptor binding. The transcript has 4 exons. Gene Ontology annotation, cellular component: plasma membrane; dendrite; neuronal cell body. The record is from RefSeq and is a predicted model, not a curated record.
UUUUUUGACUAAUUAUAAAGUCCCUCGCUCCACUUCCCCGGGUGCUGACUUUGCUGGAGAGCUCCCGAGCCCACGGAACAGACCCAGCCUCGGGAAAGGGAAAGGAGGCAGGCAAGGAGCGGCUCGUCCUCGAAGUUCGCUUCUCCACCAUCUCCUCGACAGCCGCACCUGCGCUCUUCUUUUAAAAGGAGGAGGAAAAACCACCGAGCGAGCUUCUCUAAACUUCAACGGAGCAGCUGCUCCCUUCGGAAGAACGGCCAGGAACCCUCGAGGAGAAGAGAUCAUGACAUUUCUUCUGAGAUGUUAUUUCUUGCUCUUCGCUCUUAGCACAUGCCUCAUCCUUACAGUUCAGGCAGAAUGCAGCAAAGACUGUGCAUCUUGCACCCACCGAUUGGCAUAUCAUGCAGACAUCAACCCCCUGGCAUGUACACUAGAAUGUGAAGGAAAGUUGCCCUCUGCCAAGGCCUGGGAAACCUGCAAAGACCUUCUGCAACUGAGUAAACUGGAUCUUUCCCAGGAAGGCAUUGGUGCCCUAGGAGACAACCCAAAAGAACAGGAUGAGAGUCAUUUGCUAGCCAAAAAAUAUGGUGGUUUCAUGAAAAGAUAUGGUGGCUUCAUGAAGAAGAUGGAUGAGCUCUAUCAUAUAGAACCAGAGGAGGAACCUAAUGGAGGAGAAAUCCUUGCUAAAAGGUAUGGAGGCUUUAUGAAGAAGGAUGCUGAAGAUGAUGCCUUGGCUAAUUCUUCUGAUCUGCUGAAGGAGCUUCUUGGAACAGGAGAAAAUGCUGAAACUGGGCAUUAUCGGGAUCUGAAUGAUGGUGAAAUCAUCAAGAGGUAUGGUGGCUUCAUGAGGAGCAUCAAGCGCAGUCCUGAAUCGGAAGAUGACGCCAAAGAGCUGCAAAAGAGAUAUGGUGGCUUCAUGAGAAGAGUGGGGAGGCCAGAGUGGUGGCUGGACUACCAGAAACGAUAUGGUGGAUUUCUUAAGCGUUUUGCCGAUUCUCUCCUUCCUUCAGAUGAAGAUGGAGAAAGUUAUUCCAAAGAGGUUCCAGAGAUGGAAAAAAGAUAUGGCGGAUUUAUGAGAUUUUAAUUACCUUCCAUUUGUCCUUUUUGUCCCAAAUCAAAGACUGCCUCAUUGAUCAUAAUUUAUUGUCAUGUGUUGCUUGUACUGUACAGUUUUUUACUGUCCUAGUUUAUAAUGCAACCUGCUGUCUGUUAUUUCAAGUUCUGUGCUCUUUUAAGUCAACAAAUAACUUCUGUAAUGACUUCUAAUUUGUCUGUUGUACUUUUCAUGCUAAAUCUAUUUUAAUUACCACAUCCAUUUCUUUAAAACAGCGCAAUUGCUUAGUUGUAUAUACAAUAAAUUGUUCAUCCUAACUGCA